This is a messenger RNA of Benincasa hispida (wax gourd), 720 nucleotides long. Its product is annotated as protein FAR-RED ELONGATED HYPOCOTYL 3-like. The record is from RefSeq and is a predicted model, not a curated record. NCBI's taxonomy places the organism in Eukaryota, Viridiplantae, Streptophyta, Magnoliopsida, Cucurbitales, Cucurbitaceae.
AUGAAAGAAAGUGAUUCUUUCAAAGUGACCAAAUAUCCCAGGGAACAUACAUGUUCUCUUGAAAUGAGAACUGGUAAUCAUCGACAAGUAAAAAGUUGGGUUAUUGGACACUUAAUAAAGUCCAAAUACGAACAAAUUGACCAAACCUACUGCCCAAAAGAUAUAAUUAAGGGCGUCCGACGAGAAUAUAGAGUGAACAUUACCUAUGGACAGACUUAUCGGGCUAGAGAGUACGAAUUAGUAUAUGCACGAGGGCCGCCAGAAGGAUCAUAUACUGUUGUUAAGGCAUACGGUGAGGCACUUAAGCUUGCAAAUCAAGGUACCAUAUUUGAGGUUGAAGUAGAAGACGAACAAUACUUUAAGUACGUCUUCAUGGCACUUGGUCUGUGUAUUAGGGGUUUUCUAAACUACAUCCGCCCAGUAAUCGUUGUUGAUAGGACCCAUUUGCAUGUGAAAUACAAAGGUAUGUUGUUAAUUGCAACGUGUAUUGAUGAAAAUAACAAUAUAUAUCCUAUCGCCUUCAGUAUUGUAGAUGGUGAGAACGAUGCAUCAUGGACUUGGUUCAUGACUCAUUUGAAGGCUUCAAUAGGAGACGUUCCCAAUCUAGUGAUUAUAUCAGAUCGUCACAUCUCAAUUGUAAAGGCGGUUGUAGGGAUAUUCCCUGAUGCAUUUCAUGCCCUGUGUAUAUACCAUAUUCGGAACAAAUUGGUGCAAGAAUAA